CAACACCACGCAGUAAUCUCCUAGCUAUAGCUUUAAUUCUUCUCACCUACACAUUGCCCAAUCGACUACCUACCCCAUUGAGCCCCCUCUCAGAUUCGUAUUCAAUCCCAUUGAUUUACAAUCUUGUAUGCUCUUCUCCCGCAUCCUAAGGCGGAACCCGUUCACGGCCCCAUUCCGAAAGUUUACUAUAUCAGCCAAAAUGUCCUUGAAGGCCCUCUCCUCCAAAGAUGCCGCCUCCCUCGACAAGGACCUCAUGGAAACAGGGGGCUUCUCUCUGGACCAACUGAUGGAACUAGCCGGACUAUCAGUGUCCCAAGCCGUAUACCGGAUGCACCCGCCCAGCGCGGGAAAGAACAUUCUCGUGAUCUGCGGCCCGGGGAACAACGGUGGCGACGGCCUCGUAGCAGCGCGUCACCUCGCGCACUACGGCUAUACCCCAAGCAUCUACUACCCAAAGGAGGGCAAAAACGAGCUAUACCAGCGCCUCAAAACCCAACUCCAAAACCUCUCCAUCCCCUUCGUGACAGACCUCCCGGUAGCCAUCAAAUCCUCGCACCUGCUCGUGGACGCGGUAUUCGGGUUCUCCUUCGGUGGGCCGCUGCGGGACCCGUUCCCGGAGGUGAUCAGCCAGAUGGAGGCGGCGACGAUCCCCGUGUUGAGUGUCGAUGCGCCGAGCUCGUGGGAUAUCGAGAGUGGACCGCCGAAGGAAGGCCCCGGGGCGGGGUUCAUGCCUGAGGCGUUGAUCAGUUUGACGGCGCCGAAGCCGUGCGUGAAGUUCUACCGUGGGCGGCAUUUUGUUGGGGGUCGGUUUUUGACGCAGCCCAUUGCGGAGAAGUAUGGGUUGGAUGUGCCGGAGUAUCAGGGGGUGGAUCAGGUUUUGGAGGUCGGGGUGGAUGCUGAGGGGCGAUUGUAGGUUGUCUUUCAAUUGGUAGAGGUGGUUGCGUUGUAGUGGAGGGGAAGGGUUCAGGAAUUUGAAAAACCCUUGAGGAAGAGGGAAGGGGGAAGAAAUUCAUAAAGAACCUCCAAGGAGCAACUCCCUGUUCCCCUUUGUGCUACGAUGCAGGACAAACGAAAUGUCAUGUAUGUGCUCUGGUAGAGGUGCUUGACAGCCGUGAGUCAAUGUUUAAUUUCAUGCAGGUGUGCAUCGCUAUCGUU
Molecule: messenger RNA, 1155 nt
Organism: Aspergillus homomorphus CBS 101889
Lineage: Eukaryota; Fungi; Ascomycota; Eurotiomycetes; Eurotiales; Aspergillaceae
Product: NADHX epimerase
Exons: 5
Coding region: 128-913 (261 amino acids)
Cellular component (GO): mitochondrion
Molecular function (GO): NAD(P)HX epimerase activity
Source: RefSeq, a predicted model, not a curated record